AUGUCUCUGCCUGAAUGGCUUCCCAUCGACGAAUCAGUUCCUCAUCAGCUCCUCACACUCGUCUUUCCGGUCCGACAAGGUCAUGUUUUGCUCGGCAUGAAGCGACGUGGCUUCGGAUCAGGGCUCUACAAUGGAUUCGGCGGCAAGGUUCACGCGGACGAGACUGUUGUCCAAGGCGCAGCUAGGGAGCUUCUUGAGGAAGCUUGCAUAACGUCGGCAGAUCUCAUUUAUGCUGGCAAGCUCUUCUUUGCAUUUGAGACACAGCCUCGCCUCAUGGAAGUCUUUGUAUUCCUCUGCGAACAAUGGACUGGCGAACCACACAUUACCGAUGAGAUGCAGCCCGAAUGGUUCGCGCUCGACGGCGUGCCCUUUGAUCGCAUGUGGCCUGACGAUGUCCUGUGGCUCGACGCGCUUUUGCGGACCAAGGCGCCCGUGCUGGGUCGGGUCGACUUUGCGCUGCCCGAAGAGGGCGCGCGUACUGAGGACGGACGGUUGCGGAGAUGCUCCUUCCUCGACGCGGGAGAUGCACGGACGAGCGUGGCGGCGCUGGGCGUCACACGAGAGGCCCAUGCUCAAUCGUUUGGAACGACCCCUAAAGCCUGUCUGGUUGCACUUGCUGCCUCUGUCAUCGGCACACAUGCAUCGCUGGAUAAGCGUCAGCGCCAGACGCCUCUUCAGCAGGUCAUGCAAAUGAAGACAAAGACCCUCGCCUCAGAUGGCGGAUCAAUCAUCGACCAAACUGUUAUCAUCGAUGGCAUGAACAUCCGCUUCCGCGUAGCAGCGCCAGCUUCGGCUUUCGUUACGCCGCCACAAAGCCAGGCCGGCACGCAAUCGACAGCGAUGACCGGUCAGACCUUCACAUCCUCGCGCAAGACAAACGCUACAGCUUCGCGUGCUGCUUCCAACCUCGGCCUCAACGUCUUGCUGCACGGCGAUGGAGGCCAGUCAUUCAUCGCCUUUCCGAACCAAGAUAGCCGAGCCGGACUCAUCGGCGUUGCUGUUCUCGCCCCCGACGCUCAACUUCAUUGGGGCGGAGGGAGCGGCGUCAACAGGCCCAACUCGGCGGCUCAGACGCGUGCGCUUCAGACACUCGUCACUCAAGUUCUGCCUCCUCUCGUCAGCUUUGACAGCUCCAAAGUGUACUUCUCUGGCGUAUCGGGCGGAAGUAUACUACUGAGCUCAUUUGUACUGCCUAUGCUCGCUGGACCGCUACAAAUUCGCGGCGCGCUGAUGUCUUGUGGCGGACUUGCGCCCAAGACUGACUUUGUGGACGCAGCAAAGGUUCUGCCGAAUCUUCGCGUACAUUGGCAAUCCACCACCGCUGAGCUUGACUCGCUCAAACAAUCCAUACCGCCUGCCCUGACCGCGUACGAACAGCUCGCGGCAAGCGCAGGCAUGACAAAAGAACAGAUCAAUCGCCUUCAGACUGCCGAUGCAACACCCACUGGCGGACACUGUGCUUUUGACGGCCGAGACUUUGAAUCUGGCGUUGCUGCUCUCAUGUCUGAUUACUCGUCAGUCAUACAGGGCGAUGGCUCAGUGCGAGGUUUGCAAGGCAUCAACAAUGUCGCAAAGGGCGUCAUCGGUCAGGAACGUUUGUUUGCAUAG
Mixia osmundae IAM 14324 is the source of this 1608-nucleotide messenger RNA. RefSeq lists its product as uncharacterized. The transcript has 7 exons. Bases 1 to 1608 code for a protein of 535 amino acids. Lineage: Eukaryota; Fungi; Basidiomycota; Mixiomycetes; Mixiales; Mixiaceae. The record is from RefSeq and is a predicted model, not a curated record. Gene Ontology annotation, biological process: DNA protection. Gene Ontology annotation, molecular function: 8-oxo-7,8-dihydroguanosine triphosphate pyrophosphatase activity.